AUGCCAGUGGCAUUGGUCUUGCUACUGGCAUUUACCAGUCUAUUGAUCAGAGGAGAAAGCAAUAAUGACUUAUGCAAGGAGAAUUUCAAGUUAGACCCGAGACCACACAGUGUUUCGAUCCUCGAGUUUGGAGCGGUUGGAGAUGGGAAGACGCUGAAUACGCUUGCUUUCCAGAACGCUAUUUUCUAUCUCAAGUCUUUUGCGGAUAAAGGCGGUGCUCAGCUUUAUGUUCCGCCAGGGAAAUGGCUCACGGGAAGCUUCAAUCUCACGAGCCAUCUCACUCUCUUUUUGGAGAAAGGAGCAACAAUUCUUGCAUCGCCGGAUCCGUCGCAUUGGGACAUUGUCAGUCCUCUACCGUCCUAUGGUCGCGGAGUUGAACUUCCCGGAAAGCGGUACAGAAGUUUGAUCAACGGGGACAAUCUAUUAGAUGUAGUCAUCACCGGUGAUAAUGGGACAUUUGACGGUCAAGGUGCGGCGUGGUGGGAGUGGCUUGAGACGGGAACCUUGAAUUAUAGCCGACCUCAUAUCAUCGAAUUCGUCUCCUCCAAACACAUCCUUAUAUCGAAUCUAACCUUCUUAAACGCACCCUCGAUCAACAUUCACCCUGUUUAUUGUAGCCAGGUUCAUAUCCGAAAAGUUUUGAUCGAAACAUCCGUUGAUUCUCCAUACGUUCUCGGAAUUGUCCCAGAUUCUUCGGACAAUGUUUGUAUCGAGGACUCAACUAUUAACGUCGGCCACGACGCGAUUUCUCUCAAGAGUGGUUGGGACCAAUACGGCAUAAACUACGGCCGUCCAACCACAGCUGUUCAUAUUCGGAAUCUGAGCUUAAAGUCUCCCACAGGCGCUGGAAUCUCCUUAGGGAGUGAGAUGUCAGGCGGAAUCUCCGACGUGGCAAUCGAGCUUCUCAGUAUACACAGCUCACACGUAGGCGUUGCUUUCAGAACCACCAGAGGCAGAGGAGGGUAUAUUCGAAAUAUCACAAUCUCCGACGUCGUUCUUGCUGGCGUAGACACAGCCAUAGUCGCCGACGGACACACCGGGUCGCAUCCGGAUGAUAAAUUCGACCGGGACGCACUUCCUGUCGUAUCAUAUAUCGUCUUGCGGAAUUUCACUGGAGAGGAUAUAGGAUUAGCUGGGAAUUUCUCCGGAAUCGGAGAGUCCCCGUUCACGUCGAUAUGCCUCACGGAUAUUCAUUUGCAAACGCAUUCGGAAUCUUGGGUAUGCUCCAACGUCUCUGGUUUCUCAGACGAUGUAUCGCCGGAGCCUUGCUCAGAGCUCAUGAGUUCUCCGUCGUCGUCUUGCUCCGCCGGUGGUAGUAGCAUAUACGGGGGAGAUACCGCGACGCAGUUAUACAGUUGGUAA
Arabis nemorensis is the source of this 1362-nucleotide messenger RNA. The record is from the annotation of a GenBank genome assembly. Lineage: Eukaryota; Viridiplantae; Streptophyta; Magnoliopsida; Brassicales; Brassicaceae.